Molecule: messenger RNA, 1396 nt
Organism: Archocentrus centrarchus (flier cichlid)
Lineage: Eukaryota; Metazoa; Chordata; Actinopteri; Cichliformes; Cichlidae
Product: GTPase IMAP family member 9-like
Exons: 2
Coding region: 100-1053 (317 amino acids)
Molecular function (GO): GTP binding
Source: RefSeq, a predicted model, not a curated record
CUAGAAGCAGACCACACGAAGCUAAGAGGCAAAACAAAACUACUCAGCAGCAGAACAUCGAGAGUUACGCAUCACACACUGACUGCCUGAGCAAACACCAUGGAAGACAACAAGAAUGAACUGCUCGCUCUGGUUGCAUUAAAUGAACAAGAACCAGAGGAACAGGACCUGGAGAAAGAUGAAGUAAAUCUUCGGAUUGUCCUCGUUGGGAAAACUGGAGUUGGAAAGAGUGCAACAGGAAAUACCAUCUUAAGAAGAAAAGCUUUUGAAUCAAAGAUGGCUUUUAAGUCUCUGACAUCAGAGUGUCAGAAAGCAACAGGAGAAUUUGAAGGUCAAACGCUGGCUGUAGUUGAUACUCCAGGUCUGUAUGACACCAGGAUGUCUAAAGAUGCAGUGAGGAGAGAGAUAGUAAAAUGCAUCUCCUUUGCUGCUCCUGGUCCUCAUGUGUUCCUGGUUGUAAUCCAGCCAAACAGAUUCACUGAAGAAGAACAAAAAACAGUGAAAAUUCUUCAGGAGAUGUUUGGAAAGGAGGCAGCCUGUUACACUAUGACCUUGUUCACCCAUGGAGAUGAUCUGGAAGAAGGAGUUUCCAUGGAUGAAUUAAUUGGUCAGAGUACAGAUGUCCGUGACUUCAUCCGUCUGUGUCAUGGAGGAUAUCAUGUUUUUAACAACAGAUCUGAUGAUCCCUCUCAGGUCAGAGAGCUGCUGGAGAAGAUCAAUGAAAUGGUUCAGAGGAAUGGAGGAAGCUGCUUCACUAACGAAAUGUUCAAAGAGGCUAAAAGAGCCAUACUAGAAGAGCUGAGACGACUUCUUCAUGAGAAUGUGAAGAUGAAGUUUGAAGAAGCACGAAGUCAGGCAGAGAGAAACAACAGGUUCUUACGCGCUCUGUUAGAGAGUGCUACAACUACUGCUGGAGCUGCUGUUGGAUUUGCUGUAGGAGCUACCUUAGGAAGUCUGGGAGGUCCAAUUGGAGCUGGAGUGGGAGGAGCAGUGGGAGCUGCAGCCGGGGCUAUAGCCGCUGCAGUGAAAAUGAAGGCGUGCCAAAUACAGUGACAUCCAGUGCUUGUGAUCACUGAUGCGCAAUAUAAUCAAAUUAAAGUGCAUGAAAAUAAUCUCAGUAAGCAUUUAUUAAUUCUGAUACUGAUAAAUCAUACUUAGCAUUUCAUGGGCUUUUCACUGAAUGUAUUAUCUUUACUAAUAGCUGUUUGUUUAUGUUAGACUAUUAGCUUCUUGCAUUCACUGUUUGUGAUUAAUUUGAUGUAAUAUUUUCAAAUAUUCUCUGACUGCUUGUGGCAGGAAACACAUUUAAUGAAGUUUCUUUUCCUGUUCUGUCAAAAGAGGAGCGACAGGUUAUUGUGGUGAUUAGAUAUUCAAUGUAAAAGGCAAAACAAUGAGA